AUGGGUCUCGCUCGCGUCACCGCCGUUGCAUCGGCCUUGUUAGCGCUACAAAUCGAAUCCAGUGUAGCUGACCUUGUCACUUACAACUGGCGCGUUACGUCGCUCACCACCGACUACGACGGUGUCUCUAUCCACUCUCUCGGAAUCAACGACAAGCCAGCAGACCAAGCGGUCAUUGACGUGGAACUGGGCCAAGAGGUCGAAGUUCGCGUCACGAAUGAGAUCGACGAGCCCACGUGCCUCCACUGGCACGGACUCAAGCAGCUAGGCACUCAAGAGAUGGACGGUACGUCUGAAAUAACGCAGUGUCACAUCUCUCCGAACGCUACUGCGGUCUACCGCUUCAUGCCUGACAAGGCAGGCACGUUCUGGUGGCACAGCCAUCACAUGGCACAGUACGCGUUUGGCCUUCGUGGGCCACUGAUUGUUCACGCCCCUGCAAAUCAACAACAAGACUGGGCGAAGGACAUUGACGGGGAAUAUGUCGUCCAAAUGGCCGAUCUGUACCACCGUCCCCCUCAGCCUACGCGUAUGUGGGACAACAUCCUCAUCAACAACCGCGGUCGCUACAACUGCAGUGCCGCAUACCACCACAACUUUACGCAAUGUACCGAGGACCAGCACCUGUCCAAGUUCCAUUUCCAGGCUGGAAACAAGUACCUUCUACGUCUAAUCAACAUGGCUGCUCUGUCUCCGAUCGUGUUCAGCAUUGACGACCACGAGUUCCGUGUCGUUGCUGCGGACGGUGACCACCUCCAGCCUUCGGAGCUCAUCAACUCGAUCCGUUUAAACACUGGUCAGCGUUACGACAUUGUGGUUGAGGCGAAAGCCUCUUCGGACCAGCACCUGAUUGGCUCUUUCUGGAUGCGUGCCAAUGGUCUUCACGGGCUUCCGUGGACGCGAGGAACCGCUGCGAUCGCCGGGGAGGGCUAUACCUACGAGGGCCUCGCGGUUAUCUCGUACGAAACCGGAAACAACGCCGACCCGACGUCACUAAAGCAAGGGAACAUGACGACUGUGGACGAAUUCGACUUCCUGCCGUUGAUCCCGAUCGCUCUCCCCGAAGUCGCUUCGGACCGUGUUGUUCUACAGUUCAAGAUGCAAGACGGUCUUGGCCACUUUGCUAUUGACGGUGGCGAGUUCCACCAUUUCAUUCAUCCGGAGGAGCCCCCGCUUUUCUCGAUCGCUAGUGGCAUGAAGACUGAGCAACUACCGGCUACUGCUAACGCCCGUAAGAUCGAGUCUGGUAAGCACAUUGAGGUGGUGCUAGUUAACGUUAAGGACGAACAGCAUCCGUUCCACAUGCACACACACUCGCCCUGGGUCGUGGGUCGCGGUGUGGCGUCGAUUGAGCAGAUUCAGAACAAACAACUACCGCCACUCAAACUGCUCAACCCGAUGACACGCGACGUGUACACUGUCCCGCCGUGCACCUCGGACGGCAAUAAUGGCUGCUUGGACGCCGGAUACCUCGUGAUACGUUUCACGGCCGACAACCCAGGUGUGUGGAUCUUCCACUGCCACAUCGAUUGGCAUCUGGAAGCCGGACUUUCCAUGAUCCUGGUAGAGGGCGAGGAAGAACUGCAGCAGAGAGGUGUGGGUGCCUUCUCCAACACCAUUCUCAGCGUCUGCGGUAGCAACAGCAAGUUCUCGCCGUUAAAUUCGACCAUUCACGCUUUGUAG
This is a messenger RNA of Phytophthora infestans T30-4, 1683 nucleotides long. Its product is annotated as multicopper oxidase, putative. The record is from RefSeq and is a predicted model, not a curated record. Gene Ontology annotation, molecular function: copper ion binding; oxidoreductase activity. The transcript has a single exon. The coding region runs from base 1 to 1683 and encodes 560 amino acids. NCBI's taxonomy places the organism in Eukaryota, Oomycota, Peronosporomycetes, Peronosporales, Peronosporaceae.